AUGGCGACCUCAAUUCCCGGCCGUUCAAAGCGGGCUGGGGAAGACUUCGCGCGUACACAUCACAUCGAAGCAGAUUCCGAUUCGGUCGGGCCCUCCUCAUUAAAAAAGCCUCGUUUUGAUCUACGUAAUCCCUCUGCGCUAGCCGCAGACGCCCUAGAGGAAGACGCGGUGUUGGAUGCAGACGAGAUCGGUCAUCGCGGCCAACGUGUGCGGAGAAACGCUGUUAACAUCGAGGGAUAUGAUUCUGAUAGCGAAAAUGAGGGGUUUGACGCACGCGCUGAAUCCAGAGCCAGAGCUGAGAAAAGGAAUUCAGCAGGGAACCCAGAUGACAUGUUCGCUGAACUCGAGGAUGACUUUGCCUCUUACAAAGGCGACGACGCUACCACAACGGGUACAAAGAAGCAAGUGCGAUUUCUGCGGGACGAUGAAAUUGAGGGACAGGUAGAUAAUUCUCAUGCUGGAGGUACCGUUUCAAUCGAUUUAGAUACCGUUGGUAAAGGGAAAGAAGCGGAGCGAGACGAAGACGGGGAGAGCGAGAGCGAAGUUGAUGAGCAGGAGCGAGCCGCUAUAGCACCAGACAUGGACAAGGAGCUAGGGGCGGGUGGAAAGAAGACACACGUUCCCCUUUUAGAUGCUUUCAAUAUGCGCGCAGAACAAGAAGAAGGACGCUUUGACGAGGCGGGAAACUUCGUUCGAAAAGCCGUGGAUCCAGAUGACAUUUAUGAUACAUGGCUAGAAGGCGUUUCGAAGAAGGACAUGCGAAAGGCUAGGGAAGCCGCUGAGAAGAGAGAGGAGGAGCGGCGAAAGGUUCAACUAGAGCAGGAUAAUCUGCUUACAGCAGAUAUCUUGGGCACGCUAAUAAAAAAAAUGGAACGGGGCGAAACCAUUUUGGAAACCCUCGCGAGGUUGGGGAAGGGUCACAAACAUAAGCCUAAAUGGCAAACCAAGAACAAAAAUAAGCAUAACAAUAGUAAGAACGUAGAACAAGAUGAGAGAAUGGGCGAAGAUCCUGCCGAAGCAGCCAGGAAACGUGCUAUUGAAGAUAUCACCGGCGCCGCAGACGUUCUGCUUAGUCGAGGCCAAACAGAGAUAUAUGAUGCCGAACGGGAGCUACUCAUGCGUCUGUACAAGCGGGAGACUGGUGAAGACUGGGUUGAUCCCAACCCAACAGUGGAAUCUAAAUGGGAGUCCACUGUGGGCGAGAUGGAUACGCCUCCGUUGUGGGAGUAUCGUUGGUCUGAUUCACGCGACGGAGGGGAACCGCAUGGCCCUUAUGAGGCAUCCAUGAUGCAAUCCUGGAAUGCGGCGGGUUAUUUUGGGGAAGGGGUUGAAUUCCGGAAAGUUGGGAGCGUGGAUAGUUGGACAUCCGUGGCAGAUUUCACUUGA
Molecule: messenger RNA, 1386 nt
Organism: Paracoccidioides brasiliensis Pb18
Exons: 1
Coding region: 1-1386 (461 amino acids)
Cellular component (GO): U5 snRNP
Molecular function (GO): protein binding
Source: RefSeq, a predicted model, not a curated record